This is a messenger RNA of Doryrhamphus excisus (bluestripe pipefish), 1738 nucleotides long. NCBI's taxonomy places the organism in Eukaryota, Metazoa, Chordata, Actinopteri, Syngnathiformes, Syngnathidae. The record is from RefSeq and is a predicted model, not a curated record.
CGCUCCACACGUGACGAGCUAGCUUCAUGUAAACACACCACCGGGCUAGCAAGCUAACGCUCGUGCGUCCAUUACCGGACACUACGUUGCUAGUCGUUUGGAUUUCGCAUUAUUGUUGUCGCCACAGUAAUUUAGCACAGCUGUUAACGGUGAUCAAAUAAAAAAGAUGGCGCACGCGUGGUUGUGAAUUACACAUAGUAUAAUACGUUAGCGCGUGUGUGGAUGCAAAUGAUGCUAGGUAGCAUGUUUCCCGGUGGUAGGUGCCAAGUGUCCCCAAACUACUACAGCAGUCGUUACGCGUGGAAAUCGGGGAGAGCGUCCGCGGUGAGGACGUGUACAUUGUGCAGAGCGGUUGCGGCGAGAUAAACGACAACCUGAUGGAGCUGCUGAUUAUGAUCAACGCCUGCAAGAUUGCAUCGUCGUCUCGUGUCACCGCCGUCAUCCCCUGCUUCCCCUACGCCCGGCAGGACAAGAAGGACAAGAGCCGGGCCCCCAUAUCAGCCAAGCUGGUGGCAAACAUGUUGUCUGUGGCUGGCGCCGACCACAUUAUCACCAUGGACCUUCACGCUUCACAAAUCCAGGGCUUUUUCGACAUCGCUGUGGACAAUCUUUAUGCAGAGCCUGCUGUCCUGCAGUGGAUCCGGGAGAAUAUCCCAGAGUGGAAAAACUGCAUCAUUGUGUCUCCUGACGCUGGCGGCGCAAAGCGCGUGACGUCCAUCGCCGACCGACUCAAUGUGGACUUUGCCCUCAUCCACAAAGAGAGGAAGAAGGCCAACGAAGUGGACCGCAUGGUUCUGGUGGGCGACGUCAAGGACCGUGUGGCCAUCCUGGUGGACGACAUGGCCGACACCUGCGGCACCAUCUGCCAUGCUGCUGACAAGCUGAUUGAUGCCGGUGCCGUGAAAGUCUACGCCAUCCUCACACACGGCAUUUUCUCUGGUCCCGCCAUCUCGCGUAUCAACAACGCACCGUUUGAGGCGGUGGUGGUGACCAACACCAUCCCGCAGGAAGAGAAGAUGAAGGCGUGCCCAAAAAUACAGGUCAUCGACAUUUCCAUGAUCCUAGCUGAGGCCAUCAGGAGAACCCACAAUGGUGAAUCGGUGUCCUACCUGUUUAGCCAUGUGCCCUUGUAAAGGCGACUUGGGGAGGGGUCCCUUUGGCCCCUUCCGUCCUCCCCAUGAAAGCCAUCUGCUGCCAGCACACGUCUUCCCGAAAGGCUUCCAAGUGUCAAAAGGGUCGAGUUGGCUAAAACCUAGAAGAUUGUCUUUUGAAUGUUUUCACUGAGAUGGAGCAAAACAUCACUUCCUCUCUGCACCCCCCCCCCCCCCCUUUUUUUUUUCAACAGUGUUCCUGUCAUGUCUUGUACCUCAUGUUCGAUGAAGCAUUCCACUAUGUCACACCAUUUGAAACAUUUGUUGGGCUUUUUACUUAAAGAAGAAAGAAAUUGUACAGAAAAAUAUGAAUGUGCACCUUUGCCCCCAUCAGCAAACCCCCCCACCCCCAACAAUUCACCUAAGUUGCUGCUAAAACCUCCUCGUUCCAACAAUCCACACACAUUACUUGUGUGUCAAAAUGCUCCAAAAGGUCAUGGAAUCGAAUUGAAUCCACAAUUUUGUGAUGGUGUUAAUAAUAAUCUUGUCACAAUUAUUUUUUGCACCAGUAAUUGGUCCCUUUGUUUGUUUGUUUUUUGUAUCGUAACAAUUCAGUUUCUUUUGACAAUAAAGCUUUGACAACUGCU